UUAUCCAUGUUCUUUUUUGUUUCUAGCUAAACUUCAUUGACUUCAUGCUGUGUCGGAGUAUAUUUUCGUUUGUCACAAAUUUUAUCGGAUAUUAUAUAUAAUAAUUGCAAUUAACGAUGCCUGCGACGAACGCCGAGGAUGAUCCAUACGCACACGUUGCGAAGGGCGCCCUAAAAUUGAAGACUGAUCAGACUGUCAGCAAAAAGAAAAAGGAUAAAAAAGGAAAAAAAAAGAAGUUGGUGGAGGUGUCCAAGAUCAUCGAGGAGGAGAAAUCUCCAAAAGUGGAAGUGAAGCGAACCAAGGCGGAGCUUGCUUUUCAGAAGAUGCAAGAGAAAAUGCAAACUGAAAGGAUCAAACAGAAAGCCUCUAAAACGCAUAAACAACGAGUAGAGGAAUUUAAUCGACACCUGGACAGCUUAACGGAACACUUUGAUAUACCUAAAGUGAGCUGGACAAAAUAAACUGCAAUGUUUCUUAACAAGUUUAUUUAUGUAUUCAUAUAUAAUGUAAACAAUUGAUUUUAAGUUAAAAGUAUAAAAAAGUAUGACAUUUUGCAUAUCUGUAUAUAUAUUUCAUGUAUAUUUGUAAAAAAACUCACUUUAAUUCAAUUAUUUAAGGAUUUGUUCAAUUCUAUAAUUCUCAGUAUCACAUGAUAGAUAUAAAAAUCAACAAAAAAAUAUUACGAAAAAUUGUACUUGUAAAUUUUAGAAAUGUAUCCUUAGUAUUAUGCAUUUAAUAAGAUUAUUGAGUACAUUCUACUUCGUUCUCGUUGUGUAUAAUUAAGAUAUAAUUAAGACAUGAUGUAUAUGUAUGUAUGUAUGUAUGUAUAUAAAAUAUAUCUCAGGAUUGUAACUAA
Molecule: messenger RNA, 856 nt
Organism: Solenopsis invicta (red fire ant)
Lineage: Eukaryota; Metazoa; Arthropoda; Insecta; Hymenoptera; Formicidae
Product: protein FAM32A-like
Exons: 3
Coding region: 117-461 (114 amino acids)
Cellular component (GO): nucleolus
Source: RefSeq, a predicted model, not a curated record